This is a messenger RNA of Thrips palmi, 2792 nucleotides long. Its product is annotated as MAP kinase-interacting serine/threonine-protein kinase 1-like. Gene Ontology annotation, molecular function: calmodulin binding; calcium/calmodulin-dependent protein kinase activity; ATP binding. The coding region runs from base 387 to 1760 and encodes 457 amino acids. Gene Ontology annotation, biological process: peptidyl-serine phosphorylation; intracellular signal transduction; protein autophosphorylation. NCBI's taxonomy places the organism in Eukaryota, Metazoa, Arthropoda, Insecta, Thysanoptera, Thripidae. Gene Ontology annotation, cellular component: cytoplasm; nucleus. The transcript is spliced from 6 exons. The record is from RefSeq and is a predicted model, not a curated record.
UUCACUUUGCAGUUCAGUCGGCUUUCGGCAGCGAGCGCGAGAUGAGUGUGGUCUAGCUUGGCGCAAGUCGGCGCAAGGAAGCCCAGUGCUUUGUGCAGGGGAAGGAAGAAGGAGGAGUUGGUCGGUGUGGAUUGAAGAAGUAUCACCAACGGAAGGAUUGUGCCGAAAGACUUCUGCAGUCACAUGGGGCCAAGCACGCAGUGACAAACCCUCAUCCAAGUCAUCCUUACACCGUGCUGAGAAAUCUGCCCCGCUGUGCUCCCAGAAGAUUAUUUACUCCGAGUACCUUAACGCUACCUUGUGAUUCGUUAAUUUAUUUGUUGAUAGUUUUUGUAUUUAUUGUGUUAUUUAUUGACUAUUGAGUGUUAAUUAACUUCGACGAAACAAUGGUGGAAAGUAUACUAGAGGGAGUUGUGCAGCAAGGAGGACUGGACGCCGCAUCUGUCCAGACGAGCGAAGUAAUGUCUGUUCUGAGAGAUGCCACCAACGCUGAUGAUUUGGCUAAGCGUAAGGAGGAGGCAAGACGCAAAAGGCGCAAGAAGAAGACGGCGACAAGUCUUGUUUCCGCUUGUUUCCAAGAUCUGUAUAGGCUAACCGGAGAAGUCCUAGGAGAGGGAGCCUAUGCAUCGGUUCAGACGUGCGUCAAUGUUUGGACGGAUUUGGAGUAUGCUGUGAAGAUGAUUGAAAAAGUUCCCGGUCAUUCAAGAAGCCGCGUUUUCAAGGAAGUUGAAACCUUCCACCAUUGCCAAGGACAUCCCAACAUCAUUCAGCUGAUUGAGUUCUUUGAAGAUGAAGAGAGAUUCUACAUGGUGUUUGAAAAAGUCAAUGGAGGUCAAUUACUAGGCCGUAUUCAGGAAAGAAAUCAUUUCACUGAAAGGGAAGCUAGUCAGAUAAUCCGUGAUCUCGCUAGUGCUCUUGAGUUUUUGCACAAGAAAGGUAUUGCUCAUAGAGACCUGAAACCGGAGAACAUUCUGUGUGUUGAUCCUGACAAAUUAACACCAAUCAAAAUUUGUGAUUUUGAUCUGGGUUCUGGAAUUAAGUUCAACUCUGCUCUGACAUCUCCAAUUGCCACUCCUCAACUUUUGACUCCUGUGGGUUCAGCAGAAUUCAUGGCUCCAGAAGUGGUUGAUGCAUUUGUAGGAGAGGCUAACUCCUACGACAAACGCUGUGAUUUGUGGUCUCUUGGUGUCAUCAUGUACAUCUUGCUAUGCGGAUAUCCACCUUUCUAUGGAAAUUGUGGCAUGGAUUGUGGAUGGGAACGAGGAGAUAACUGCAAUUCUUGCCAGGAGCUUCUAUUCACAAGCAUUCAAGAAGGCAUUUAUGAAUUCCCUGAAAGAGAGUGGGGUGGUAUUUCUGAUGAUGCCAAGGAUCUCAUCAAAAGACUUCUUGUAAAAGAAGCCAGGCAAAGAAUUUCAGCAGACUCUGUCCUCAAUCAUCCCUGGAUCCAACCUGGUCCAUCUACCCGAGGACUUUUUACACCACACAUUAUCCGCAGGAACAACAGUGCACGAGAUCUGUCUGCAUUUGCUGAGAGUGCUAUGGCUGUGAAUAGAGUAGUCCUUCAACACUUCAGUAUGAACAUGGAUCUAGUGCCACGUGAGGAGUACCAUCCAAGCAGCAAGACUUCCUGUAGCGCUGCUGUAGCCGAUUCGAUGGACUCCGGCCAUCUGUUUGGCCUCUCACCACCAUCAGAAUCCAGGCUUUUGCAGCGCCGUUUGCAAGCUAAUUCCGUCCCUCUCAUCCCUUCACCAUCAUGUUAGUGUCAUCAUCGUACUGUCCUUCAUUUUCUCCAGAUGUUUUGUUUAGUUACUUUAGACUUAAGUGUCCUUUCCUUUUUUUUUUUGUUGGAAUUUUGGAGCAGUGAUAUGUGGUUGAGAGGAUGUGCUCAGUCUUCUGAAUGGAUGUGUGAGUGAAUGUGUGUGAGAGAGAUGUAGGUCAGGCUGUUAAUGGGUUUGCAAUUGCAUUGAUUUUUUUUUCACAAUUCCUUGAUGUCUUUAGUUUUGCAAUUGCAAGUUUCUUCUUUUUUUUAUCAUCGACGCAUAAAUUUCAUUUUGUAAGAAGUGAUGUGAUUUGAUUGAAUACUGUUUCUCAAAAGUUUUGUGAGUUUUGCAAACCCAGCUGAUAGACCUCUCUCUCUGAUUAAAUUGAACUCAAAUUGAGUUUUUCCUGCCAAGUGAUAUGAAUGAAUAGACUGAUAAUUUUUAAUAAUAGAAUUUUUCCAGAGUGUGUACUUGUAUGAAUAAGCGUGAAGGCUGGGUGCUCAGCGCUUACAGCCAAAGACUAUACUACGAAAUUGUUACUCCAGAAGUGGAGCAGUAAAUGGAAAGUUGCAAAUUGAUGAUAAAAUCUUUUUGAUCUGUAUGCUUUGUAAUUGAUUUUACUAUGGUGCCGAACAGAAUUCAUGUUCAAAGUGAGUAAUGAAUCUUCAUUUAAAUCCUCAGGGCAAUUUUGUAAUAUUCUGUGUUUGGUCCAUAUGACUGAAUGUUAUGAUUUUAGCACACAAAGCCAAAGUAAUGAAGCCAUUAGCUUUUGAAUUACCCCUUGGCACCUGCACAUUGUAAUCAAUAGCUCAUAGACAUAGUCCUUGUGUGGCUAAUGUGUCAGUCUUUAUUGAGGUACCUUGAGGUGUGAAGGGGAAUGAAAUGCUACAAGUCAAAUUGUUUGAACAUUAAAAGUAUUAAUUUGAUAGGUACGUAUGUACAAUUUGUAUCUGGUAAAACUAACGCUAAAACCUCAUUUUUCACAUGGAAGAAGGUAAAAUUAAUAAAAUAAAAUGAAAACCCAAAUGAUAA